Messenger RNA from Acyrthosiphon pisum (pea aphid), 721 nucleotides. RefSeq lists its product as uncharacterized. The record is from RefSeq and is a predicted model, not a curated record. The coding region runs from base 194 to 721 and encodes 175 amino acids. The transcript is spliced from 2 exons. Lineage: Eukaryota; Metazoa; Arthropoda; Insecta; Hemiptera; Aphididae.
AUAUGACCAACAUUGGUCUUUGCUCCUACACGACUAGUGUAUAUUCACAAGUAUAUACUGGUGUAUAUUCAAUGCCCAGCGCUGGUAUACUUGUCAUGGUAAUUGUAUAUUCUCCCACAUGGAUUGUAUAGUUGACCAGUUUAUAAGUUUAUCAAGUCCUCUCAAUGAAUUAAAUUAAAUAAGUCAGUUCGAAAUGGAUCCCGAACAGAAGAAGAUCGUUGCUGUUGCAAGCUAUAUUGCUUUGAGCUGUGCGUACUCGUUAAAAAAAAAAGCCAAAAGAGAAACACGUAAAAGAAGAUGGUGGAUGGUUUCUAUUCUUCAAAGUCGUGAGAGGUAUAGUGCUACAAAUAUGCUGAGUGAUUUAAAUAAAGAACCAUCGGGAAAAUUCGAAAAUUUUUGUAGGAUGUCUGCAAGUGAUUUUGAGUACUUGAUAAAUAAAAUAGGGCCUCUCAUUACAAAAAAAGACACAAAUAUGAGGAAAGCUAUUCCAGCCCAGGAAAGAUUGGCCAUAACAUUACGGUUUUUAGCUUCGGGAGAUAGCUUUGUAAGUUUGUCUUACCUAUUCAAGGUAUCAAAUCAGAUUAUUUCAUCUAUAGUACACGAAGUUUGCAGUGCUUUAGUUCAAAUCCUAAAAGAUGAAAUAAAAGUAAGUUGGACAUUUUUUUUUAAAUAUAAACUAAGUUAUUUACAAAUUUAUAAAAAUAUAUAUAUUAUAAUAUAG